Patella vulgata (common limpet) is the source of this 2795-nucleotide messenger RNA. RefSeq names its product forkhead box protein C2-B. Lineage: Eukaryota; Metazoa; Mollusca; Gastropoda; Patellidae. Gene Ontology annotation, molecular function: DNA-binding transcription factor activity, RNA polymerase II-specific; RNA polymerase II cis-regulatory region sequence-specific DNA binding. The transcript has 3 exons. The record is from RefSeq and is a predicted model, not a curated record. Bases 180 to 1631 code for a protein of 483 amino acids. Gene Ontology annotation, biological process: cell differentiation; anatomical structure morphogenesis; regulation of transcription by RNA polymerase II.
GAAUAGCUGGCCGAGAAGAAUCUAUGCGUGUGGUAUAAUAUACUGAGAUCCAGGCAGGGGUUUGGUUUAUAAGGAACCGUUAUUGAUUCCCAGACUUUUAAUAUUAGACAUAGACAUCAAGUCAAAUAAAGAUUAAUUAAACGCCGUCCAUAUACCUACCGAAACGUUGAUUUGGCGGGAUGCUUCUAUUUGGAAAAGGCAUGCAGCACGCCGGACUACAGUCUCCCUACUCUACGGCUGGGGUUUCCAGCAUCCCCAAUGGUUCCAGUCUUGGAAUGGUGCCGUUUCUCGGAGAUCAAAACAACCUGAACUACUAUCGUCAUGGUGGAUAUACUGGCAUGGCCAUGGGAGGAAUGUCGAUGUACGGACCGGAGAAUUAUGCUGUUGCCCGACCCUCCCCGUAUGGAACCUACGCUCCACAGCACCACAUGUCCAAGGAUAUGGUUAAACCUCCAUACAGCUACAUCGCCUUGAUCGCCAUGGCUAUACAGAGCAGCCCGGAGAAACGAGUAACGUUAAAUGGUAUUUAUGCUUUUAUUAUGGAUCGUUUCCCCUUCUACAGGGAAAAUAAACAAGGGUGGCAGAACAGUAUUCGUCAUAAUCUGUCCCUGAAUGAGUGUUUCAUGAAAAUACCCCGUGACGACAAGAAACCAGGUAAAGGUAGCUAUUGGACACUAGAUCCUGAUAGUUACAAUAUGUUUGAUAACGGAAGUUAUCUUCGACGACGACGACGUUUCAAAAAGAAGUUGGCUCAAGCGGAUAAGGACGAUCGGGAAAAACGUGAUUUGGAAGACAAGGACAAGGUUAAAGCACACGAAAAUGGCGAUUUAAAUGGUGAAACAUCAGUAUCCAGCAAUGCCGGAAGUCCUGAUUUAAUGGUCAAAGUUGAGAAGGAGAAUCAUCAAAAUAAUUUGGAUUCAUCACCCGUGUUAUCGAGCACCAAGCUAGAACCGAUGGACUCUCCAAAAAGUGAAUGCAUGUCUGCACCACGCCCACCUACUGCUAACUCUUUACCUAUUCCUCAUGAUCCUAUUGACGGCGGGCCGUGCAGCAAUUUUUCCGUGGAAAAUCUCAUGACAUCGAAUCACGGAGUUUCUAACUGCGAUAUCAACUCUGCUAACAGUUAUAUUACUAGUCGGCCACCACCUUUAGUGUCACCGCAAGUUUUAUCCUAUUCUCGAUCAACUGAUCUAUAUCGUAAUCCUACGACCCAGAACACUCCCUCCACCUAUAACUACCCGUGCAGUGCUCAAGCCGUGUUUCCCAGUGGAUCUCAACAUAUGUCGAUCGCGCAACAAUCGUCUCUUUCGCAAUCAUCGGACGAGGGACAUGGUUGUAACUCACCCCAUGCGUCGAUUCCACCAUCAAAUGGACUUAAUCCAAGUGUAUUCUCUGUGACGCAGCCCAGCUCGUUUCCGCGACAAAAUAGUUGGUAUAUGUCCUCAUCAUCCGAAUUAAAUCACGGUACGGACUUCACAACCUCGCCAUUUCCAAAUGUUCGGGAUAUGUUCGAUUCUCAAAGACUUCUUAGUGCUCAGGGGCAAGGACAAUCCGCUUCAAGUUGUCAACUAGCUUUCCGAACCCCUUAUAAAUCAAGCAACCCAUAUGCAUACGAUUGCACGAAGUUCUGAACUAUAUAUGAUAUGUAACUUGAGAAUAAAUAAACGAUUUAAGCUCGGACUUCAUAUGGGUACAAAUUUUGCUAAAACAUUCAGUUAUUUGGUGUAAAUGUGUCUGUGUAAACAUUGUUUUAAUUUUGACUUAUUCGUGAACUAUAGUCUAUAUAUAUAUAUUGAUAAACAGUAGUUCCGCAGAAAAAAAGAAGUCUCGCAGAAAAGACAGUUAAUAAUUUUAUAUUAUGCAUAUUGACAUAGUAAAUAAUAUAAGAAUAUAUAAAUAUUGAUCGACAGAAAAAGAGAUGAAUAAUAAAAAGUCGAACGACAGUAUGGAUGUGCCGAGAACUUAUAAUGAAACUCCCCAAAAAAAGCUUUCACUCAAAGAUACCAAAAAUGACUCAAUUGUCUGUGAACUCUAUUAAUUGUGAAUCACCUCCUUUUUGUGUACAUUUGGAAUUCAUUUUUAAAAGGUAGGCUAGAUACUUUUCUUCAAUGCAGUUUCAUCACACAUUCACUAUAACUGUUGACUACCGUUAAUAAAUGUGCGUAAACCCCUUUGUAUGUUUAAUAUGUCGGUUAUUUAAGGCAAAGUGUUGUAAAAUAGAGUGUAAAAAUAAUAGGACAAAGUGCUCUUUGAAGAAAUUUUAGGAUUUCUUUAACGUUAUUGUAAAUGUUCCCUGUAUAGACAAAUUUUAAGGGUCACAGACUUUCUUAUUGUUGUUUUUGAACUUGAAUUUUUUUUUUUAGUUCAUUUUUAUUUUAUUUUAGAAAAAAGCCAAAACCCAAUUUUGUAUAAAUUAUUAAUCAGUGCUGAACAAAAAAAAAACAAUAUCUGAAAAUAUUCUCCUUUCAUUUUAUUUAGGAUUCUUAUUUUAAAAAAAAAAAAUCAGUAUUUGAAUCACCCAUCAUUUUGUAUUUUACAUGUAUCCAUCAAUAUUCUUUGCAACACCAGUUCAUGUCUUGUAGGCCUAUGCAUUUAUUGGCACCCAUUGGAAUAAUUCCAUCAUCAGUCACAAUUUUUUUAUUUAGUAAUUAUUCAAAGGCAGUUGAAAUUUUUUUUAGAAUGCAUUGUAUUUUUACACAGGGCUAUUCAGGGUAGAUUAUUACACUUUUAUGACAUUUUAUCAAUUUGUUGUAAAUGAACAGAAAAAAUAUAAUAGAUAAAAUAUAUAAAUUGUU